Molecule: messenger RNA, 1470 nt
Organism: Brassica napus (rape)
Lineage: Eukaryota; Viridiplantae; Streptophyta; Magnoliopsida; Brassicales; Brassicaceae
Product: trihelix transcription factor GT-1-like
Exons: 5
Coding region: 81-1262 (393 amino acids)
Source: RefSeq, a predicted model, not a curated record
AACCCCCCAAAUUAAAUACAUUAAAAACCGAAAAAUUGCUGCGGUCGCCACAUCUAUCUCAGUGCUCCGAUAAGACAGCAAUGUUCGUUUCCGACAAGCCCCGUCCUAUCGAUUUCUACAAAGACGAUAACACCACCACCGCACGCGACAACAUGAUCAUCGACGUCCCCACCAACGCACCAGGAAGAGAUCUACAUCCCCACCACAACCACCAUCACCAUCUCCAGCCGCAGCAGAUUCUCCUCGGAGAAAGCAGCGGCGAGGACCACGAAGUGAAAGCUCCCAAGAAACGAGCGGAGACGUGGGUCCAAGACGAGACACGCUCCCUGAUCAUGUUCCGCCGAGGCAUGGACGGACUCUUCAACACCUCCAAGUCCAACAAGCAUCUCUGGGAGCAGAUCUCCGCCAAGAUGCGGGAGAAAGGCUUCGAUCGGUCUCCGACCAUGUGUACCGACAAAUGGAGGAAUCUGUUGAAGGAGUUCAAGAAGGCUAAGCAUCGUGACAGAGGGAAUAGAUCGGCGAAGAUGUCGUAUUACAAGGAGAUUGAAGAGAUUCUUAGGGAGAGGAGCAAGAAAGUGACGGCGACGGGACAGUACAGCAAGAGCCCUAAUGCAACGCCCACUGCUAAAGUUGAUUCCUUUAUGCAGUUUACUGACAAAGGUUUUGAUGAUCCGAGCAUUUCUUUUGGAUCUGUUGAAGCUAAUGGAAGGCCAGCGUUAAACCUUGAAAGGCGUCUUGACCAUGAUGGUCAUCCUCUUGCGAUCGCUACAGUUGAUGUUGUUGCAGCAAAUGGAGUUCCUCCUUGGAAUUGGAGAGAGACUCCUGGAAACGGUGGCGAUUCUCAUGGUCAGCCUUUUGGUGGGAGGGUCAUAACUGUUAAAUUUGGCGACUAUACAAGAAGAAUCGGCGUUGAUGGUAGCACUGAAGCAAUCAAAGACACUAUCAGAUCCGCUUUUGGGUUAAGAACACGACGGGCUUUUUGGUUAGAGGAUGAAGACCAGGUUGUUCGUUGUCUUGACCGAGACAUGCCCUUAGGGAACUAUCUACUUCAUGUAGAUGAUGGACUAGCUAUUAGAGUUUGCCAUUAUGAUGAAUCCAACCAGUUACCAGUCCAUACAGAAGAGAAAGUCUUCUACACGGAAGAAGAUUACCGUGAUUUUCUAGCUAGACGGGGAUGGACAUGUCUGCAAUUUGAUGGUUUUAGGAACAUAGACAACAUGGAUGAUCUUCAACCAGGUGCUGUGUACCGAGGAGUGAGAUGAGAGAAUGUGAACUUCUCGUCUUAAACCAUCAACAGAUAAUCUAAUCACAAAAACUGUAUCAUGUGAAUAAAUGUUUUCACACUCCCUUUGUACAUUUCCGCUUUUUUGUUUCCUACCUACUGAGAAGAACAAAAAAUGUACUUCUUCAAAUGUAACAACAUAUCAACUUGGAUUCAACUUGCAUGCCAAUAAGACCUCAAAUUGUAUU